GCUGGUUUGAAUAAUUCACUUAAUUUUGUCUCGUCUUGAUGCGGUCAUUGGUAGUAAUCCAACAUAGGUCUACUCUAGCCAAAAUGAAAUUAAUAGUUUUAAUGGCUGGAAACGAAAGUGGGACAGAAUACUCUCAACUGCGCGCCCGAGUACUGAAUGCGAGUACUUUUGACACCCCCGCCGGUAUGUGAGUUUUAAUAAACGAUUAACUCGAGGAAAGUGUGCGCACGCGCAUUGUUAAGGUUUCGGGCGCGGAGGAAUUCAGUUGUGUUGCCGGCGCGCACACGCCCUCUGCGUCAUCUGGUCGAAGGCUCAGUCAGGGCGCUGAAUCUCUCCCUUGCUGUCUGUCUUCACUUGGCUCCACUAACUUGCCGUUGUCGCCUCCCUCCGUCCACGGCUGCGUGGGCGCAAGCCUCGAGCCACCGGAGCGGGGAAAUGGUCGCGUCCUCGGGGAGGAACUUACCCGUUCUCUCGGUGUCUUGACGCAGCCGUUUACCUGAGAAAAAAAUGGCACGGCAAAACCUCACCUGCCAUUACGACGAGCCCAUGAGCUUUUUCUAUAACAACAGCGGUGCUGACGAUAAAUGGGACAAGACCCAGCUCAUUCUCGUCCAAGCGGUGGGCUCACUCUUUUGCUGUUUCAUCCUGCUCUCCAACGCCAUGGUCAUCGCAGCGGUCAUAACGAACAAGAGGUUCCACUACCCGUUUUACUAUCUCCUCUCCAACCUCGCUGCCUCAGACUUCCUGGCGGGCAUCGCGUACGUGUACCUCAUGUUCAACACGGGUGAGGUCUCGCGGAGACUGACAGUGAAAGGAUACUUUAUCCGCCAAGGUCUUCUGGACAUCAGCCUGUCUGCCUCGCUGGCCAACCUGCUCGUCAUCGCGCUGGAGCGUUACAUCUCCAUCAUGAACUUUAAAGUCCACAGCAACCUUACGAAAAGGAGGGUGACCCUGCUCAUCGUGCUGGUGUGGGGUAUCUCCAUCCUCAUGGGCGCCGUGCCCAGUCUGGGCUGGCACUGCAUCUGCAACCUGAACGACUGUUCCCAGCUGGCCCCCAUUUUCAGCAGGGGCUACCUGGUCUUUUGGUCCGUGUCGAACCUAGUUGUAUUUCUGGUGAUGGUGGCCAUUUAUAUGAGGAUCUACACCUACGUCAAGAAGAAGACGUCGUUGCUCACGCCGCACACCAGUGGCUCCAUUAACCGCAAGAAGACGCCCAUCAAGCUCAUCAAAACAGUCAUGGUGGUGCUAGGAGCCUUUGUGAUCUGCUGGACUCCUGGCCUGGUGGUUCUGCUGCUGGACGGUCUCAACUGCACCAGCUGCAACGUCAUGAAACUCAAGCGUUGGCUUCUUCUCCUGGCCGUGCUAAACUCUGUCAUGAACCCGUGCAUUUACUCCUAUAAGGACGAGGAAAUGUGGACCACCUUCAAGAACCUCAUGCGAUGCAUAGGCAACGGGACACGGCGGCAGCGCUCAACGCGAGCCAAUACCCGUCCGCUAAAUUCCACCCAGGACACGGCCAGCAGCCCGCCUCUGUCCGAAGAGGCAAAAAACACCGACCAGGAUAUCUUCCAGACCUGAGAGUGGAAUUUGUUCUGAACUUUGAGGAAUGCCUGCUCACUCUAAGAUGGAAAUGCUUCAUGAAGAUAAUGCGUAGACUGGAGUCAACAGUUCUUUAUCUUCAAAGAAAAUUUGGUCUGGAGAUGAGGAUCAGCACAGGCUCACCGUGUCAGUUAAAAGCCUGAGUUUUUGUGGCGCUGAGAAGACACAACACUCAAAACAUCCUGUUGCCUUAGCAACAUGAUACAACAUUUGUUUUCACUCAUCGGAAUUUCAUCAUUUUGGAAACGAUCUCUAAAUGGAGAAAGCCGUCUUUUUCUGUUAUUUAUGGCUGAAAAACAGUGAGGACACCAUGGUGCAAUUUUUUUUCUGGUUUUAUAUCCCCCCCCAAAAAAGUAUAUGAUAUACCGUACCAAGGGUGAUGCUCCAGUCUUGUUUGUGUCUAUUUGGUCAAUAUGAGGUAGCAUGAUAUUGAGCGGAGUACGUCAUUUUACGGACAAUUUUCUUAACACUACUGUAGUUUUGCAAACUGUUAUUUUUCUAUUACAUACUGCAAUCAAUUGAACAAUAUGCAAACAGAACUAAUGUUUGCAUACUCUCUGGACAUUACAUUAGAUACACUUGCGAUAUGUUCACCUGCAGAGCCACACUGCUUUACUGUAGUGAUGGCAAGCUACAAAUUUAUUUACAAAAGUCCACAUUUUAAAAUGAUUACCUCUGUCAACGCCAACCACACAUUUGUUGUCUUUGCAAAGGCAAACCUUUGGAUAUUUAGAUCUGGCUCGAUUUUCCAAUUGCACCAAAUCUAGUGUCAAUUUAGGUAAUUUCCCCGAAGUGUGUCGAAGAUGGGGGGACGGGGGGGGGGGGAUUAAUUUCAAGUGUAUGGAUGAUACCUUGUUGUUGUUGUUUUUUGGGUUUUUUGGUCCAUUUGCAGUCUCUGCCUGUGGCCAAAGAUAAUAGUCACCCAAACUUGGCGCUGCUGAUUGAGGCAAACUGGUUCUCCCUGUAGCAUUUCCCCACAUCCGCUGCAGCUACUUUUAAUGGCUGCUGCUGCUCUGCUGAAACAAAGGCAAGAGGCUUGCAAAGAGGGGAAAAAAAUGUCGUAACACACUGGAUUCCUGCUGGCGGUCCGUCACACAAUAGUUUACCUGCAGGAAGUUAGGAGGAUAUGACUGACGUAGGCUGCACCGCUCCUUCCCAGACGCUUGUGCUAUAAAUAACUGACAAACGCGAUUUCAGCCUGCGAACGCUGACUCUGACGGUUCGAUCUUCCUCAUGUCGCUAUUUUGUGUUUUGUGUCUACUUGUUCAUGUAUUGUGUAUCACACAGAAUGCAUGAGUCUUUCUAGAAAUUUAUAUUGGAGAUUUGAGUUUUAUAAAAGAUAAAUAUAAAAUCA
Messenger RNA from Hippocampus zosterae (dwarf seahorse), 2953 nucleotides. It is a transcript of the gene lpar3, whose product is annotated as lysophosphatidic acid receptor 3. The record is from RefSeq and is a predicted model, not a curated record. Gene Ontology annotation, cellular component: membrane. Gene Ontology annotation, molecular function: lysophosphatidic acid receptor activity. Lineage: Eukaryota; Metazoa; Chordata; Actinopteri; Syngnathiformes; Syngnathidae. The transcript is spliced from 3 exons. Gene Ontology annotation, biological process: G protein-coupled receptor signaling pathway. The coding region runs from base 508 to 1578 and encodes 356 amino acids.